AUGAGUUUUGAGGGACCUGUCCAGCCUAAAGAUUUUAUAACCAGAAGCUGCUGUAACUAUGAAGAGAAUCCUACGAGUGGAACUCCCAUAGAAACUGGUCCCAUUUGCACCUUUAAUCAUCUUGAGUGGAGAGACGAUAUUCAGGCUAGGUUUGGUCGAUGCUUCGGGGCGGACCAUUUGUUAAAGAGUGUAAAAGAGAAGGUGAAUUGCUGUGAGGGUGAUGUCGAGACCGUGGAUUGCACUGUUGUUGACCAGUAUGACGGGGACACUUUGACAUGUCCUUGGGGAUCUGUUGUAAAUGGACUUGGUGUCAAUUCAGAGGAAGUAACGUAUCUGGAGUGUUGCCUGACGAACUGUAGGUACGGUAAAUGUGUGGAGAGAGUGCGUGAGUGUGUUGAUGGUGAGAUUGUGCAAGAUAUCACCAUGAACGGUGGAGAGCUCGUCAUGAGGUGCUGUGCUGUUCUUGAGAUGCUCUCUGACCACGAAUUCCAGGAAAGAAGGAAAAUACCAACACGCAGAACAAAACGAUCCACAGCCUCAUUACGUGACCUAUACAGCAUGCCCUCUCCUCCUACCAUAGACCCGACAUACCACCUCCGGAGGAGACGUGAAGCACCGACCCCAGACCCUGCUGAUUGUCAUUUGAGCCACUUCUCGGAGAAGUCGGAGAAUGCUAACUAUGCGGGCUGUGAGAGGAAGAACUCCGUUAUGAGAAAGGCGGGCUUCAGUAACAUUGAGUGUUGCAGUGCUAACUGUGAAACUAGCAGGUGUAACAUUGUUGAAAUGGACAGUAGGAGGACAUUUAGCUGCCCCCCGGGAACUAUAAUAAACGCUAUCGGCAAAUCAACUGUAACAGAUAAGAUAAACCUAUUGUCAUGCUGUGAUCUGGAUUGUAGAAUUGGAGAAUGUACGACCCGUAGUGCGUACUGUAAGCCGGGGGAAGUUAUCAGUAGUGUUAGGAAGGAUGUGAACUGUGAUAGACUCCCCUGUCCUUUCAAAGUAGAGUGCUGUAAAACAAUGGAUAAAUACUCGGUUGUCACUGGAAAGAUCUCCACACCACUCAGUGCCUCACCGGAGCUAGGAGUAUCUGAUGAUAAUGGUGGUCAUGUUGAACAUGACGAGUCGGCUGCGUAUAAGAAGUUCCUGAUACCGACGGAAGACUGUCCGUACAUCAUGCGGGGAAGAGCGGUCACGUGUCCUGUUAAGUACGAACUGGACGUAGUUCACACGAUAGACGAUGGAAUGUUGGAGGGAAGGUGUUGCAUCUCUUCUGAUAUCAUCACUUGCAUACCAACACUUUCCGGACCGUGUCAGGAUGCUAUCUGCAGUGUGGGCAUGGCUGGAAGUGGACUCUUCAAACUGGGCUGUCUCUCUGUUGAAAAUGAUGAGCCAGGUAACGAUCCUAGUGAAACAACAGCAUCAAACUCCGAUGAACACAUAGACAGCGAGCACGGCUUCAUCAACUCCAUUAAAGAUAGAUACAACUAA
Molecule: messenger RNA, 1488 nt
Organism: Bolinopsis microptera
Lineage: Eukaryota; Metazoa; Ctenophora; Tentaculata; Lobata; Bolinopsidae
Exons: 11
Coding region: 1-1488 (495 amino acids)
Source: RefSeq, a predicted model, not a curated record